GGGAAGGCCAGUAGAAGUAGCGGGACAUGGUGUCGAAGGUCUUCUGGAAACCGAGAUGUCCUGCGGUCUUGGCGUCGUGGUGCUCGGCCAACAGCUGAGUACGGAGGCCUCGUGCGUUGGGGAUGCAAAGUCGCCAGCGGGCUUGGCGUGGAGUGAUAUCUUUCUUGGAGAGGAUGGAGGAGACAAUGGUGUUGUCAGUGCGGAUGGUGAAGUAUUGCCCAUCGAGGUACGGGCGCCAAACUGUGAGGGCGUGAAUCACGCUGAGGAGUUCCUUCUCAUUGGAGGGGUAAUUCAUCUCCGCGGGAAGGAGCUUCUUGCUUGCGAAGGCGAUAGGGUAUUCGCCAGGUGGAGCCUCGGAGUGAGUGGGCGAGUCCUUGAUGGAGGGGGUCUCGGCGGUGUCGCGGGGGAAAUGUUGGGACAGUAUGGCUCCGAUGGCGAAGUCGGAGGCGUCAGUGGUGACAUAGAAAUGGCGAGUGGGGUCGGCGAUCUUGAAGACAGGGGUCGUGGUGAUGGUUUGCUUGAUUGGUUUGUUGGUGCCCCAAUUGGCGACAACGGAAGCAACCCCCUUUUGCUUGGAGGUGCGGGAGGUGUCGGGGGGGGCCUGGCGGUGGGGGUGGAGGAGUCGAUCGUGGGGGAGCAUGCGAGAGAGGAGGUCAGCAAGGGGCAUGUYGGGUUCGUGGGCGAGGGCGGUUGCAAGGUCUUUGUGGCAUACUCGUUUGGUGCGGGAGAUGAACGCACAGUCGGGAAUGACGGUGUGGGGGAGGUGGUGUCGGAGGGAGCGGACGUAUUGGACGAAGCGGUCCGUGGGACCGGUCUGGCGGAGGUGGCAGAAUUGUUCAAGGUAGUCGUCAAUGGUUUUCUGGGGGCGGAAGGUGGCAGUGAGGAGGGUGGCCCAUUGGAGGAAAGUGUAGCGUGGUCCUCCGGAGGCUCGACGGUUGCUAGUUUCAGCCAUCCACCAUUUGGCUGCAUUGCCGAGGAGGCGGGAGGUGGCAAUGGGGAGCCAGUGGGCAAGGGGCAUGUGGUGGAGCUGAAAAGAGUUCUGAAGCUGGGUUAGGAAGAGGAAAACGUCCUCGUGGGGGAGGCCGGAGAAGGACAUGAUUUCGCCAAAUCGGAAGGAACGGGGGAUUUCCCCGUCGCGGUGAACGAUCUACGCGAGGGUGUUGAAGGUGAGGUUAUCGGGGGUGGUGUCGUAGUAGGUGUGGUCGAUUUGGUUGUUGUCCUCAAGGAGGUAGUUGGGUGGAAGUUGUGGCAUUGCGGGGAAAG
Molecule: messenger RNA, 1263 nt
Organism: Chara braunii
Lineage: Eukaryota; Viridiplantae; Streptophyta; Charophyceae; Charales; Characeae
Source: the annotation of a GenBank genome assembly